This is a messenger RNA of Lachancea nothofagi CBS 11611, 648 nucleotides long. The record is from the annotation of a GenBank genome assembly. Lineage: Eukaryota; Fungi; Ascomycota; Saccharomycetes; Saccharomycetales; Saccharomycetaceae.
AUGAACACUUCAGUCACUUCCAUCAAGCUUGUUCUUCUUGGAGAAGCAGCAGUGGGUAAAAGCUCAAUCGUGUUGAGGUUUGUUUCCAACGAUUUCGCUGAGAAUAAAGAACCCACGAUUGGAGCUGCAUUUCUAACACAACGAGUUAACAUGGGGGACCACACCAUAAAAUUCGAAAUAUGGGAUACCGCUGGUCAAGAACGGUUUGCUUCGCUCGCACCAAUGUACUAUAGAAAUGCGCAGGCCGCUUUGGUGGUCUAUGAUGUGACAAAGCCGCAAUCGUUCAUCAAGGCUCGUCACUGGGUUAAGGAACUUCACGAACAGGCCUCUAGAGACAUAGUUAUUGCUCUUGUGGGAAACAAACUCGACAUCAUCGAAAAUGGAGCAGAGAGAAAAGUGGCCCGGGAAGAGGCAGAGAGUUUGGCGCAGCAGGAAGGACUCCUGUUCUUCGAAACUAGUGCCAAGACUGGUAGUAAUGUUAACGACGUAUUUCUUGGCAUCGGCCAAAAAAUUCCUCUAAAAACAGCUCAGAAUCAGGCUCAAGACGGAGGUCGUGGAUCGUCCGGCUUGCGAAUCAAUGACGACUCAAGAGUCGAUCUAAGGGCCUCGAAUGGUCAAGCUACAUCCGCUAGUGGUUGCAACUGCUGA